AUGGAAUACUGUUCCGACCAGCGCUCCGACGAGUCGGAGGACGAAUACUUUCAGAGGUGGAAGGAUGCCCGCGACACUUGGCGCCAGCAGUAUGUCGACGCCUACUACAAAGCAAAGGCGGCAGGGCUGCGACAGCUGGCCUCCAUCAGCGACGGCCAGUCUCCCAACGACAUAGCACACGUAAUCAUGCUCAUCGAACAAGACAUCAAGAUCGAUGCAGGGCUGGCGAGGCCCGAGGACUUCGAGCGACCCAGAACGCCGCCCCUGAGCAUCUCCGUCCCUGGCAGGUCCCUCAGCGAGGUCAGCGUGCCGCCCGAGCCCUUCGAGUCCUGGGCAGCCACGCCGCCGCCGCUCCCCUCCCCACCGAUCGAUGCCACUGCCGAUCCGACCUGUGCCCAGCGCGACCCCGUGCCCAAGAGAAAGAGAGACGAGGACGAUGAGACACCGGCCAAGAAGAGAAGGAUGACACAGACAAGACCAAGCACAACGCGCGGUCAGAGAAAGAGAGGCCGCGAGGAGGAGGAGGAGGAGGUCACACGCGCCACGCGCGCCAGAAAGAGGACGAGGAGGACAGACAUGCGCGCGCAGCCAGUAGCAUCACCGCCGCCGGCUCGCGCGACGUCGGGCCACAAGAGGAGACGGAGGCCUGAUGAUGAUGAUGCCCACGACCACGAGACGCAGGCCUCCCAGAAGCCAGGACGGCAAGGGCCAGGGCCCAAGAGAAGAAGAAUCGUCGAGAAGACAAGCAGUGAUGGUCGAGGCCACGGCACAGGACAGGCUGCUGCUGUUGCUGCUGCUGCUAUAAUGUCGUCGUCAUCCUCCUCUCGGGUCACCCGCGCACGGCGCCGGCAGCUGUCGGGCACGGAUACCCAGCUCCUGCAGCUCGGACAGCACGGCCAGGUCGACGUGCAGGAAGAGCGGCCAGCCAGCACCAGGUUAGAGGCCGGGACUAGGGCCAAGCACAAGAUCGACGCCGCCACCAAGGGAAGACGUUGGGCCGGGGCGAGAUAG
This is a messenger RNA of Cryphonectria parasitica EP155, 1011 nucleotides long. RefSeq lists its product as uncharacterized. NCBI's taxonomy places the organism in Eukaryota, Fungi, Ascomycota, Sordariomycetes, Diaporthales, Cryphonectriaceae. The transcript has a single exon. Bases 1 to 1011 code for a protein of 336 amino acids. The record is from RefSeq and is a predicted model, not a curated record.